Molecule: messenger RNA, 2108 nt
Organism: Dama dama (fallow deer)
Lineage: Eukaryota; Metazoa; Chordata; Mammalia; Artiodactyla; Cervidae
Gene: NPTN
Product: neuroplastin
Exons: 8
Coding region: 1-1068 (355 amino acids)
Source: RefSeq, a predicted model, not a curated record
AUGCUGUCGCUCCUCAGCCGCCCACGGCCCGGAGCGAAGGUCUCGCGAGGCUUGGGCGCUGCGGCGGUAGGAGGAGGACGGGGAAGGACGGAGCCCUGCCACGGCUGCCUCCCUCGCUCUCUCCCUCGCGCACUCGCCCGCCCCCUCCCUCCCUCCCCUCCCUUCCCCGGCCCCGGCUCCGGCCCCGGCCCAUUCGCUGUUCCGUCUUCUGCAGGGAGGAUGUCGGGCUCGUCGCUCCCCAGUGCCCUGGCCCUCUCGCUGUUGCUGGUUUCUGGCUCCCUUCUCCCAGGGCCAGGCGCCGCUCAGAACGAACCAAGGAUUGUCACCAGUGAAGAAGUCAUUAUUCGAGAAAGCUCUCCGCCCUCUGUUACCCUGCAGUGUAACCUCACCUCCAACUCUCACACCCUUACAUACAGCUACUGGACAAAGAAUGGGGUAGAACUGACUGCCACUCGUAAGAAUGCCAGCAACAUGGAAUACAGGAUCAAUAAGCCGAGAGCUGAGGAUUCAGGCGAAUACCACUGUGUAUAUCAGUUUCUCAGUGCUCCUAAAGCAAAUGCCACCAUUGAAGUAAAAGCUGCUCCUGACAUCACUGGCCACAAACGGAGUGAGAACAAGAAUGAAGGGCAGGAUGCCAUGAUGUACUGCAAGUCAGUUGGCUACCCCCACCCAGAGUGGACAUGGCACAAGAAGGAGAAUGGUAUGCUCGUGGAUAUUGUCAAUACCUCUGGCCGCUUCAUCAUCAUCAAGAGGGAAAAUUACACUGAGCUGAGCAUCACGAACCUGCAGAUCACAGAAGACCCUGGCGAGUAUGAAUGUAAUGCUACCAACUCCAUUGGCUCUUCCUCCAUGGUCACCAUCCUCAGGGUACGGAGCCACCUGGCCCCACUCUGGCCUUUCUUGGGAAUUCUGGCAGAAAUCAUCAUACUUGUGGUGAUCAUUGUUGUAUAUGAAAAGAGGAAGAGGCCAGAUGAAGUUCCUGACGACGAUGAACCAGCUGGGCCAAUGAAAACCAACUCUACCAACAAUCACAAAGAUAAAAACUUGCGCCAGAGAAACACAAAUUAAAUACUACUUAUAAUAUCUUUAGGUUCCUGAAACUGGUGGCAACAUGACCUGCUAAAUUUUCUGCUUGGACCUCUUUGGUUCUUUCCCCUUUCAAGUGAGCAGCACCAUGAUGACUGUCUAAAGCAUGCCUUAUUUAGCCUCUCCUGUAAGGGUGAUCUAGCCAGGUACAUUUUAAACAAUGCUUCAGUGUAGAAGGUGUAAACUAUUUUGGGCUUGAUGUGCUGUGAAUGUUGCUUUUAUUUUUUAUUUUUUGUUAAAAUAUUUAAAUAGAAGUGAAAAGGUGAUCUCUGAGGGUCAGAUCAUGCAUGCGCCGUUUUUUACUUAAUGCAGCUGUUAAAUUGGCAAAGCUCUAAAAUGCACUGCUGCCAUCUAGUGAUACAUUUUUGUAAAGUACAGCAAAACAUACAGAUAUAUACAGUAUAUAAAUAUAUAUAUAUAUAUUUAUAUUUUUUGGGGUGGGAGAAAUCCAAAAUAAAUGCUUGUUUCAUUUUUAAGCUGCUGAUACUCAUUCCUUAUUGUAUGUUGUCAGAUGAGGAAAUUGUUCAGUUCUGGUACAUAAAGAUGAGUAAUAUAAACUGAAAUCUAUAAUUUUAAGGGCUUAACCUAUGACUUUGAUGAGAAGCUGGAACAAUUCACUGAAUGGAUAUAAUGAAUUACAGUAUAUAUGUAUGAUUGCUUUUAAAGUGAUUAUUUUUUCUUUUGUUAAAUCAUGUAAAUUCCUAAAUCCUUUUGCACUGAUGUGUUAAAACCUAAUUGUACAUUCAGUUAAGGCAAACUUUUAUAAUUUACCUUUUGUUUUCAAUGAUCUUGAAAUGUUACAGCAUGGUAUUCUAUGCAACUAGUUAUUCUUUGAGGUUGACACUGUAUUUUUUCAUUGAUUCGGGUGUAGAUUUUCACGCCCAGCAGGGUUCCCACGCGGUGCGUAAUUGGUAGAUGCAUGUACUUGUGUUUUGUGUAAUUGCUGAAGUGCAAUGAUGUAAAAAAAAAAAAGUGGAUUCACCUGUUUUUAAAAAUAAAACUGAUAAAAGGUGUUGGAAUAA